AGGUGGCGGUAAUGCACCAAAAGCUGUUUGCCAACCGCCAUAAAACAUUCGAAGAAGAAGAAGAAGGCCUUUAAAGCGGUGACGUCACCACUGACGUUACAUCUUUGUCAGUGAACAAAAUGGCAACCUACUGUCUGACUGUCGCCCGGCUCCAGCUGGCUCUGGGCCAUGGUGCACGGCGCCUGCAUGUAUCAGCGGCUUACAGAGCCAAGGCCAAUGUGUCUAUGAGCCGCUUCGAGCCCACUUCCUUCGUCAACUAUGAGAGGCUCCAAUCCAGCAUUGACAUUGUGCGAAAAAGACUCAACCGGCCGCUCACCUUGUCAGAGAAGAUUGUGUACGGCCACCUCGAUGACCCCCACAACCAGGAGAUUGACCGCGGUCGCACUUACCUGCGGCUGCGUCCCGACCGUGUGGCCAUGCAGGACGCUACGGCCCAGAUGGCGAUGCUCCAGUUCAUCAGCAGCGGCCUGCCGAAGGUGGCCGUGCCCUCCACCAUCCACUGCGAUCACCUGAUCGAGGCCCAGAUCGGAGGAGUGAAGGAUCUGGCCAGAGCAAAGGAAAUCAAUCAAGAGGUCUACAAUUUCCUGUCCAGCGCUGGGGCAAAAUAUGGAGUUGGAUUCUGGAAACCAGGCUCUGGAAUCAUCCAUCAGAUCAUCCUAGAGAACUACGCCUACCCAGGAGUGAUGCUAAUUGGCACAGAUUCCCACACACCAAACGGUGGUGGGCUUGGUGCCAUCUGCAUCGGAGUUGGAGGAGCAGACGCUGUAGAUGUCAUGGCAGGAAUCCCCUGGGAGCUCAAGUGCCCCAAGGUGAUUGGUGUGAAGCUGACGGGCGCCCUCUCAGGCUGGACGUCUCCUAAGGAUGUUAUCUUGAAGGUGGCCGGCAUCCUGACAGUGAAGGGAGGCACUGGAGCCAUUGUAGAAUACCAUGGGCCAGGAGUAGACUCCAUUUCCUGCACUGGAAUGGCCACUAUUUGCAACAUGGGAGCAGAGAUUGGAGCCACAACCUCCGUGUUCCCCUACAACCACCGCAUGAGGACCUACCUGGAGAAGACUGGACGUGGACAGAUUGCUGCCCUGGCUGAUGAAUACUCGGACUUGCUGGUUCCAGAUGAAGGCUGCGAGUAUGACCAGGUCAUCGAGCUCAAUCUGGACGAGCUGAAGCCCCACAUCAAUGGACCCUUUACCCCUGACCUGGCUCACCUAGUGUCUGAAGUAGGUGGUGUUGCUGAGAAGAACGGUUGGCCACUGGAGGUUAAAGUUGGUCUGAUCGGCAGCUGUACCAACUCCAGCUACGAGGACAUGGGCCGCGCUGCAUCUGUGGCCAAACAGGCUUUGGAUAAAGGCCUGAAGUGCAAAGCUCAGUUCACAGUCACCCCUGGCUCCGAGCAGAUUCGCGCCACCAUCGAAAGAGAUGGAUAUUCAAAGAUCCUUGGUGAUGUUGGAGGUGUGGUCCUGGCCAACGCAUGUGGACCCUGCAUUGGUCAGUGGGACCGGCAAGACGUGAAGAAGGGAGAGAAGAAUACAAUCGUCACUUCCUUCAACAGAAACUUCACUGCCAGGAAUGAUGCUAACCCUGCAACACACGCCUUUGUUACCUCUCCUGAGAUUGUCACUGCCCUCGCAAUCGCAGGCUCAUUGAACUUCAACCCAGAGACAGAUUACCUUACAGCCCCCAACGGUGAGAAAUUCAAACUGGACCCCCCCAACGGAGAUGAACUACCUUCCAGGGACUUUGACCCAGGCCAGGACACCUACCAGCACCCGCCUGCUGACGGCCUCAGCCUUAGGGUGGACGUCAGCACUGAAAGCAACCGGCUACAGCUGCUGGAGCCCUUUGACAAAUGGAGCGGGAGUGAUCUGGAGGACAUGAGAGUCCUCAUCAAGGUGAAGGGCAAAUGCACCACAGACCACAUCAGUGCUGCUGGACCUUGGCUGAAGUUCCGCGGUCACCUGGAUAACAUCUCCAACAACAUGCUGAUCGGUGCAGUCAACAGCGAGAAUGAUGCCAUCAACAAGAUCAAGAACUACCUGACAGGGGAGUACGGAGGAGUCCCUGAUGUGGCCCGUCACUACAAGGCCAAUGGUGUGUCCUGGGUUGUGGUCGGAGAUGACAACUACGGUGAGGGCUCCAGCAGAGAGCAUGCUGCCCUGGAGCCCAGGCAUCUGGGAGGAAGAGCCAUCAUUGUCAAGAGCUUCGCGAGAAUUCACGAAACUAACCUGAAGAAGCAGGGUCUGCUGCCGCUGACCUUCAGCAAUCCAUUAGACUACGAUAAGAUCCGCCCUGAUGACAAGAUCUCCAUCAAAGGACUUAAAACCUUCGCUCCAGGAAAGCCUCUUAGCGCAGUCGUGAAGCACAGUGACGGCAGUGAGGAGACGUUGGAACUGAUCCACAGCUUCAACGAGACACAGAUUGAAUGGUUCAAGGCGGGCUCCGCCCUCAACAGGAUGAAGGAGCUGCAGCAUUGAAGAAGAGGAGUGGGGAGAAAAAAUGUGGAGGAGGAUUUUCAGGGGGAAAACAGGGUGGUGAGGAUUGUGGGAUGAAGAAUGUAGAUGCUGUUGAUGAUUGUUCCAUCGUCUGCAUUUGCACACAGUUUGGACUGAAGUAAUGCAUCGGUAUACCUCAGAGUCCAAUGUUGUCAUUAGAUUACUUCAGACUAAGUGCCAAGCUAAUGUUGAUUAAGGAACAAUAGCAACUGGUCUGCGGUCAGAUAUUUCUAAAGUAUUUGUUAGUGCAUAGCGUUCUUGAAGAUACUGCAAGCUGCUAUGUUUCAAAGUCAAACAGUGAUAAAUGGUUAGAAAUCAAUCUGUUGUAAAAACAAAGGGGAGACACACACACACACACACACAUACACACUUUAACACACUAAGCUUUGACCCAAGUAGUGACAUAAUACUCUGCCGGUGUUUUUGCAGCUGUUCAAACAGGUCAGUACAGCCUGGAAACCACUUCACACUGGAGCUCAGCCAGCUGAUCACACUCAGUCACCUUGUUACUUUAAAAUUGUGUUGCAAACUGCAUGGCAAUAAUAAUUAAUAAUAAUACGCUUUAGUCCAUCAUUGUCAUUCAGUCUGCCCCAGUGUUAUUUACGCUCCACCUUGAACAGGUAAACACUGCUGUCGGUGGCAUCUCUGGGUCCAUUUGUUGUUUAGUUCCAGUGACCACAUGGAUCCAAAAUAAACUUGUGGGCACACACAUUAAUUCUUUGUGUCCAUGUCUUUCAGCGAACUAUGUUUUUAUCCAUCGCAGUACAUAUUAAGGUUGCAGAGAACCAUUGCAGACAUUACCUAAUAUACAGAAGGACUUGUAUGCUUUAAUACUGCGUUAGAGUACAGUAACAAACCUUCUACCCGACGACCAUCACUACCACCGUCCUUCAACUGCCCUCCCCAUCAAUCUUUAACCUCAUUACCUCAUUAUUCCGAUUUUAGAUUUGAAAACUUAUGUUACACUGCAAAUUACCACUUUUUGUUAUUUAAGUUAUGUAGCUACUCAUAAGAAACUCAGAUUACUGUCAGCUGAUUUUGGUCCUCUGUGGAUAUUAUUAACUGAAAUUCACUCCAAAACCUCAACAUUACAUCAGACAAGCUGUGUUUUUCUCCUUAUCCUUCACUGUUGCAGCCCAAGCAAGCAGAAUGCAGUUUUGAAGAAGAAGUUAAUUACAUGAAGUGAAGUUAGACCACUCUCUUCCUCUAACCCACUGUAUGUAAGGUGUCUGGUUCCAUGUACAUUUAAGUGUUUGUUUUUUCUCCCAGAUUAUCUUUUCUGUAUUACAGAAAUGCCAAUGGGUUGUAAAAUAAAAAUUCACUGAUCUAAUUUAUUUACCUUGGCUCCAGUGAUGUGACUAAAAUCUGUUUACAGUCGAGUUACAGGUAUUUUUAGAUGUGCAGUGAUCUACUGAUCCAUCCUCUUUGCUGAAAAUUAGGCAUGAUUAUCAUUUUAAGCAGUCUCGUUGCAAGAUUUUGAAAGAAUAGUGACAUUCAAGAAUCAAGUGUUUAUUGUCCUCGCCAAUGUAUGAAUGUGAAUUCUUGUAUCCUAUUUAGAGCGACAGGUUCUUGACAGCUCAUAUGUAUCUGCACAUCAGAGUUCGCACUUGGGUGGAGGGGGGAGAGAAAAAAAACUGAAUAAAUAAGGUCUGCCUUGCCUCUA
Molecule: messenger RNA, 4149 nt
Organism: Siniperca chuatsi (mandarin fish)
Lineage: Eukaryota; Metazoa; Chordata; Actinopteri; Centrarchiformes; Sinipercidae
Gene: aco2
Product: aconitase 2, mitochondrial
Exons: 17
Coding region: 120-2468 (782 amino acids)
Biological process (GO): tricarboxylic acid cycle
Cellular component (GO): mitochondrion; cytosol
Molecular function (GO): 4 iron, 4 sulfur cluster binding; aconitate hydratase activity
Source: RefSeq, a predicted model, not a curated record